This is a messenger RNA of Gavialis gangeticus (Gharial), 3069 nucleotides long. It is a transcript of the gene TRPC1, whose product is annotated as transient receptor potential cation channel subfamily C member 1. The record is from RefSeq and is a predicted model, not a curated record. Gene Ontology annotation, molecular function: protein binding; inositol 1,4,5 trisphosphate binding; store-operated calcium channel activity. Gene Ontology annotation, biological process: manganese ion transport; regulation of cytosolic calcium ion concentration; calcium ion transmembrane transport. The coding region runs from base 34 to 2385 and encodes 783 amino acids. Gene Ontology annotation, cellular component: membrane; cation channel complex. Lineage: Eukaryota; Metazoa; Chordata; Crocodylia; Gavialidae. The transcript is spliced from 13 exons.
CGUGCGCAGUGCGGCGGGUGCGGGGUGGCCGCCAUGGCCGCGCUGUACCAGAGUGUUGACCCCUCGGCCUCGGCCUCGGCCUCCCCCAACAAGCUCCUGGCGCUGAAGGACGUGCGGCAGGUGAAGGAGGAGACCACACUGGACGAGAAGCUCUUCCUGCUCGCCUGCGACAAAGGUGAUUAUUACAUGGUUAAGAGACUGUUGGAAGAGAACAGCUCCGGUGAAAUGAACAUAAAUUGCGUGGAUGUGCUUGGGAGAAAUGCUGUUACCAUAACCAUUGAGAAUGAAAAUUUGGACGUACUCCAGCUUCUAUUGGAUUAUGGCUGCCAGUCAUCAGAUGCACUUUUGGUUGCUAUUGACUCAGAAGUAGUGGGAGCUGUUGAUAUACUACUUAAUCAUCGACCAAAACGAUCUUCAAGACCAACUAUUGUAAAACUAAUGGAACGUAUUCAGAACCCAGAGUACUCAACAACCAUGGAUGUAGCACCUGUCAUUUUAGCUGCUCAUCGAAACAACUAUGAGAUCCUUACAAUGCUACUGAAACAGGAUAUAUCAUUACCCAAACCUCAUGCUGUGGGCUGUGAAUGCACACUGUGUACUGCAAAAAAUAAGAAAGAUAGUCUACGGCACUCCAGGUUUCGUCUUGACAUCUAUAGGUGUUUGGCCAGUCCGGCUUUAAUAAUGUUAACAGAGGAGGAUCCUAUCCUAAGAGCUUUUGAACUUAGUGCAGACUUAAAAGAAUUAAGUCUUGUUGAAGUUGAAUUCAGAAAUGAUUAUGAGGAGUUAGCCCAGCAGUGCAAAACCUUUGCUAAAGACUUGCUUGCACAGGCACGAAACUCACGUGAGCUUGAAGUUAUUCUAAACCACACAUCUAGUGAUGAGCAUAUAGAUAAACGAGGAUUGUUAGAAGAGAGGAUGAAUUUGAGUCGCUUAAAGCUUGCCAUCAAGUAUAAUCAAAAGGAGUUUGUUGCCCAGUCUAACUGUCAGCAGUUUCUCAAUACUGUAUGGUUUGGACAGAUGGCAGGCUACCGACGCAAACACACUUGUAAGAAGAUUUUGACUGUUUUGACAGUUGGCUUUUUUUGGCCAGUGCUGUCCCUGUGUUACUUGUUAGCUCCAAAAUCACGAGUAGGUCAAAUAAUUCACACUCCUUUUAUGAAGUUUAUUAUUCAUGGAGCUUCAUAUUUCACGUUCCUGUUGUUGCUUAACUUGUACUCACUUGUCUAUAAUGAAGAUAAGAAGAACACAAUGGGGCCCGCACUUGAGAGAAUAGAUUAUCUUCUGAUAAUAUGGCUUAUUGGAAUGGUGUGGUCAGAUGUUAAAAGACUCUGGUAUGACGGCUUAGAAGACUUCUUAGAAGAAUCUCGUAAUCAACUAAGUUUUGUCAUGAAUUCUCUCUAUCUGGCAACGUUUGCUCUCAAAGUUGUCGCUCAUAACAAGUUCCAUGGCUUUCGUGAGAGGAUAAAGUGGGACGCAUUCCAUCCUACACUUGUGGCAGAAGGUCUCUUUGCUUUUGCUAAUGUUCUCAGUUACCUUCGACUCUUCUUCAUGUAUACCACCAGCUCUAUCCUAGGGCCACUGCAGAUUUCAAUGGGCCAGAUGCUACAAGAUUUUGGAAAAUUCUUGGGGAUGUUCCUUCUUGUCUUGUUUUCAUUCACAAUUGGAUUGACCCAACUGUAUGAUAAAGGAUUUCCUGUCAACAAUGACAAGGACUGUACCGGGAUCUUCUGUGAACAGCAAAGCAAUGACACAUUUCAUUCGUUUAUUGGCACCUGCUUCGCUCUGUUCUGGUACAUAUUCUCUCUAGCACAUGUAGCAAUCUUUGUCACUAGAUUUAGCUAUGGUGAAGAGUUGCAAUCUUUUGUGGGGGCUGUAAUUGUUGGGACCUACAACGUAGUGGUUGUGAUUGUCCUUACCAAGCUUCUAGUGGCAAUGCUUCAUAAAAGUUUUCAGCUUAUAGCAAAUCAUGAAGAUAAAGAAUGGAAAUUUGCUCGUGCCAAACUUUGGCUUAGUUACUUUGAUGACAAAUGCACACUGCCUCCACCUUUCAAUGUCAUUCCUUCGCCCAAGACCAUCUGCUAUCUCUUUAACAGCCUCAGUAAAUGGAUCUGCUCUCAUACUUCAAGUGGCAAAGUAAAACGUCAGAAUAGUCUGAAGGAAUGGAGAAAUUUGAAGCAAAAGAGGGAUGAGAAUUACCAAAAGGUGAUGUGUUGUUUAGUCCAUCGUUACCUGACCUCCAUGAGGCAGAAGAUGCAAAGCACGGAUCAGGCGACUGUGGAAAACUUGAAUGAACUACAGCAAGAUUUAUCAAAAUUUCGAAAUGAAAUGAGGGACCUACUUGGUUUUAGGACCUCGAAAUAUGCUAUGUUUUAUCCAAGAAACUAGAGCCUGCAUUUUCACAGGGAAGUGUUUAACACUAAGCGCCUACAACUGAAAAUGUUGGCUUAAUUCUGACACUAAACCAAAUAAAAAAAAAUAUUGUUGUGCACACAUUUGAAAAUGUUUGCGUAAGCUGUAGCUAAGAGUUGGAAAGUAAUGCAAAAGGCAAGUCAUUCUGUUGAAAUUCUUUGUGAAUGGUGUGUGAAGCAUAGUAUGUAAAAUAUGUAUAUAGUUUUUUUUAAAAAAGAAAUAUGUGGAUUGUGACCUGUCACAACAGCUAGUAGGCUUAAGAUCUUCCUGGCUGGCAUGCAUAUUGCAUUUGCCUUUGUGUGUGUGUGUGUGUGUGUGUGUGUGUGUGUGUGUGUGUUCAUUUUGCUUGUUUUUUAAGAUGUGGGAGAAGAUGGUAUUUUAAAAUACUUCAGAAAGCACCAAGUUUAUUUUUAAUAGAAAUGUAAAAGUAGUAAAGUUGGUAAUUAUGAUUUUCUAACUGAUUGUGAUAUAAACUUGAAGACUGCAUGAAUCUGGAAAAGACUACUACCAGAUUUUAUACAUGACAUUGACAGAAUGCUAAUAGCCAUGAAACAGAAAAUCAAAAUAAACGUAAGAUUUUGAAGACUUUCCUAUAUAUUGCAGGUUGGUAGAGAACGUUAAAAUUUUGGAUUUAAAAACCAAGUUCCAUAGAUCGACUUU